CGCCAAGUUAGUAAUUUGGACGCUAACUCUGGCGUGAAAACUCCCUCUUUCAAGAUUAUUCUGUUACACCUCUUUUUUUUCCCCACCACUAUCACAUUUAAUGAGCUUCCCACUUGCGCCGUAUUACGCCGUCAUACCUUCCGCCGCGGAUUUUGCUGCCUUUGCCGUCACCGGCAAAGCGGUCGUUCCGUUAGCCGCCGUUGCGGACAUCCCGGCGCUCAAGGCCUUCCUCAAAAGCGUCCCACAAACCGUUGACGUCAAGGUUGACAUCUUCGCCACCGACGCUGGUGUGGACCAGGCCGUUGAGUUGCUCAACUCCGGCGUUUCGCAAGUUUUUGUUGCCCCAAAAUUGGCUGCCCAGUUAGUCGAAGCCGGCAUCCCGGCCGCUAGACUUGCCGUGGAGGUCGCCUCUGCCGCGCAGAUCGCCGAAAUCCCAGCAGAGAGCGCCAUCUUCGUUAAUGAAACCGUCGCCGCAACGCUCGAACCGCUCUCUCGUCUGGUUUAUGUCUCCUUUGAACGCUCCACGGAUGUCUACGCAGCCGUUAAGCUCGGCUACACCGCCAUCGUGUGCCACACCAAGCUCACCACAAACGCAGCUGAAGAGCCUUCCAAGGUCUCCCUUGCUGCUGUCUUGCUCUCCAAAUUGGUCACCGACAGACCUGACGGGUUGUACACCACUUUAGUGAAUGACGUCCAGGGGAAGUCCCUUGGACUCGUCUACUCGUCGCAGGAGUCCAUCUCCGAGGCCAUCAGAACUGGAACCGGUGUAUACCAGUCCAGAAGACACGGCUUGUGGUACAAGGGUGCCACGUCCGGCGACACCCAGAAGCUUAUUACGCUCAGCUUUGACUGCGAUGGUGACUGUUUGGUCUUCACUGUAGAGCAGUCCGGCGUAGGCUUCUGCCAUUUGGCACAAUCUACUUGUUUCGGCAACUACUCGGGAUUGGCGAGGUUGGAGAAGACAUUGCUCGACAGAAAGGCGAACGCGCUUCCGGGCUCGUAUACCCAGAGGCUCUUUUCCGACGAGGUGUUGCUCGCGGCCAAGAUCAAAGAGGAGGCCGAGGAGUUGACCGAGGCGGUGAGCAAGGAUGAAGUGGCUUGGGAGUGUGCCGACUUGAUCUAUUUUGCGUUGACCAAGUGUGUGAAGGAGGGGGUAUCGUUAGCGGAUGUUGAGAGGAACUUGGAUAUUAAGGGGUUGAAGGUGACGAGGCGCAAGGGUGAUGCCAAACCAAAGUUUCUCCCGGCCAAGGCUGAAGCUAUGGCUCCUGCAGAGCUUACUGAUUCCAGGAUCGUCAUGAAACGUUUAGACUCGGCUACCGCCACCUCAGCGGAAGUAGCCGCGGCCCUCCAAAGACCCGUCCAGCAAACCUCCGACAUCAUGAAGCUCGUUCAGCCGAUUAUCGACCUCGUCAAGACCAAGGGCGAUGUCGGGAUUCUCGAAUUAACCGAAAAGUUCGAUCAUGUCAAGCUCGCCUCGCCGGUGUUACGCGCGCCGUUCGCAUCAGAGCUUAUGGAGCUCACUCCAGAGAUCAAGUCCGCCAUCGACAUCUCCAUCGCCAACGUAGAGAAGUUCCACACGGCGCAGUUGACGGAGACCUUGGAGGUCGAAACCUGCCCAGGUGUCGUGUGCUCCAGAUUUGCCAGACCGGUCGAGACCGUCGGGUUGUACGUCCCAGGGGGCACCGCCGUCUUGCCCUCCACCUCCUUGAUGUUGGGUGUGCCAGCCAAGGUUGCCGGCUGUAAGAACAUCAUUCUUGCUUCGCCUCCUCGCCAGGACGGAACUUUGACCCCGGAGGUUGUUUACGUGGCCCACAAGAUCGGUGCUAAGGCGAUUUUGUUGGCUGGUGGUGCGCAGGCUGUCGCAGCCAUGGCGUACGGGACCGAAUCCGUGCCUAAGUGUGACAAGAUCAUGGGGCCCGGCAACCAAUUUGUCACUGCCGCGAAGAUGCACGUACAAAACGACACUUCCGCCUUGUGCUCCAUUGACAUGCCAGCGGGCCCAUCUGAGGUGUUGGUCAUCUGCGACGGCAAGGCCGAUCCAGAUUUUGUGGCCUCUGACUUGUUGUCCCAGGCCGAGCACGGCGUGGACUCCCAGGUUAUCUUGUUAGCCGUGGAUAUGACCGCGGAGCAGUUGGAGGCUGUGGACGAGGCCGUCCACAGACAGGCCCUGGUGUUACCUAGAGUGGAGAUUGUGCGCAAGUGUAUUGCCCACUCCACCACCUUGUUGGUUUCGUCCUACGAGGCUGCCAUCGCCUUGUCCAACCAAUACGCCCCAGAGCACUUGAUCUUGCAGAUUGAGGAGGCCAAGUCCUGGGUUGCAAAGGUCAACAAUGCCGGCUCCAUCUUUGUUGGUGCGUACUCACCAGAGUCCUGUGGUGACUAUUCCUCUGGGACCAACCACACCUUACCAACCUACGGGUAUGCCAAGAUGUAUUCUGGUGUCAACACCGCCACGUUCCAGAAGUUCAUCACCUCUCAGGAUGUUUCUCCAGCGGGGUUGAAGAGCAUCGGGCACGCUGUGAUGACUCUCGCUGCGGUUGAGGGGCUUGAAGGCCACCGCAAUGCUGUGAAGGUCAGAAUGGAUAAGCUUGGGUUGUUGUAAGCGAAUAGCUGCGCGAUUUCCCGCAGCUAGGACCAGUUCCUUGUGUAUAGGUAAUUUAUUAAGUAUAGGAAUCUAACUGGCAUAAAUUGGAGGGGCCGAAGAAGAGAGCCAUAACGAGGAACGAUAAAGGAGGGAGGAUAAAGAAAUAAGGUAACAGGGGUGUGGGUGAAUUAACGAGGAUUAAUUCCGACAGUUAGUACGUGUGACGUUUAGAACCACAGACUUUGGGUGUCGGAUAGAAGGCCAUGUGACAUUGGGCCAUCGGUCUAACCCACGGCGGAAAGAGGUUUAAGAUACUUGCCGC
Molecule: messenger RNA, 2906 nt
Organism: Babjeviella inositovora NRRL Y-12698
Lineage: Eukaryota; Fungi; Ascomycota; Pichiomycetes; Serinales
Gene: HIS4
Product: trifunctional histidinol dehydrogenase/phosphoribosyl-AMP cyclohydrolase/phosphoribosyl-ATP diphosphatase
Exons: 1
Coding region: 101-2602 (833 amino acids)
Biological process (GO): L-histidine biosynthetic process
Cellular component (GO): cytoplasm
Molecular function (GO): metal ion binding; phosphoribosyl-ATP diphosphatase activity; NAD binding
Source: RefSeq, a predicted model, not a curated record